AUGCUUGAUUACGGGAGUAGAGAUGCUGCCACCAUGCUUGGCUAUGCGUUUCUCAUAGCCCUUCCAGUCUGGUAUUUAACGACAUAUCUCCUCUCCCCGCUACGCCGUUAUCCCGGUCCCUUUCUCGCAGGCUGGACAAACCUAUGGCGUAUGUUACAUGUUCGCCAAGGAAAUAACCAUGUUGUCAUCCACGAGCUACACAAAAAGUACGGCCCCGUGGUGCGCAUUGGCCCUAACGUGCUCGACCUGGAUAUCCCCGAGUUGAUCAAGACAAUUUACAAUAUCAAAUCGGAGUAUUUAAAGACCGAGUUUUAUCAUGGCAGUAGUGCGAAGAACAACGGCAAGAUCAUCUACAAUCUCUUCAGCGAGUGCGAUCCCAAGUUGCAUGCACAGCAGAAGCGGCCCGUCUCGAAACAUUAUUCCAUGACUGGGAUUCUUCCACUGGAGCCCCAUAUUGAUGAUAUGAUUUCCUACUUGUGUCAACGUCUGGAGGAGAAAUUCAUCGAUGGAUCCAACCAAACUGGAACGUGCGACUUGGGCGAAUGGAUUGCAUAUUAUACCUGGGAUGUGGUUGGCAAUGCCACUUUCAGCCAACCCAUUGGAUACCUGGAAAAAGGGUAUGACUUUGACAAGACCCUGAGUAUCGCGAAUGUCGCCAUGGACUACUUUUCCCUGGUGGGACAAAUGCCAAUUCUGGAUCAUUUGUUAGAUAAAAACCCCAUCUACCGAAUUGGCCCGCCGUCCUUCGGAACCGUCGCCAACAUAUCAAUCCAGCACCUCACGGACCGGCUUCAGAACAAGGACACCGACUACCAUGACCCCAGCAAGCCCGAUUUUCUGGACAAAUUCAUCGAGGCCAAGGAGAAAUUCCCAGAGGUGGUGGACGACUCGCAAAUCAUCUCUUACCUGAUGAAUAACAUGGUUGCAGGAGCCGACACAACAGGCGUCACCAUUAACGCAGCAUUGUACUUCUCCUUGAAACAUCCUCACGUCUGGGAGCGUCUAAGAACCGAGAUUCCCGCCCACGACCAUACCGCUGGAAACAAGGUGGUCUCCUUCAAAUUCGCCAAGCAGUUCCCAUACCUAGAUGCCGUGGUACGGGAAGCAAUGAGAUGUCAUCCCGCGGUCGCCAUGCUCCUGGAGCGAUACGUACCAGAGGGUGGACUUGCCCUUCCCGAUGGAAGCCUCGUUCCUGCAGGGUCGAUCGUUGGCAUGAAUCCCUACAUUGUAGGGCGCAAUCCGUCUGUCUGGGGUGAAGAUGCCGAGGAGUUCCGUCCGGAGAGAUGGCUCCGCGGUGAGUCGGAGACUGAAGAUGCACUCCAGAAACGUUUGCAAUCAAUGAACAAGCUCGACCUCACUUUUGGCGGCGGAAGCCGUAUUUGUCUAGGGAAGCACCUUGGUCUGCUGGAGGUGUUUAAGGUGAUUGCGACUCUCGUGUCACGGUACGAUAUCAAGCUGGCUCAUCCGGAGAAGGAUUGGACGACGCAUAAUAGCUUUUUUGUGCGACAGGAGGGUGUCGAGGUGAAGCUUGCUCGCCGGAGUUGA
Messenger RNA from Penicillium roqueforti, 1545 nucleotides. Its product is annotated as cytochrome P450. The record is from RefSeq and is a predicted model, not a curated record. NCBI's taxonomy places the organism in Eukaryota, Fungi, Ascomycota, Eurotiomycetes, Eurotiales, Aspergillaceae. The transcript is spliced from 4 exons. The coding region runs from base 1 to 1545 and encodes 514 amino acids. Gene Ontology annotation, molecular function: heme binding; oxidoreductase activity, acting on paired donors, with incorporation or reduction of molecular oxygen; monooxygenase activity.